AUGAGUGCCGUCAACGACGACUACUGCGACUGUCCUGAUGGUACAGAUGAACCUGGUACUUCUGCAUGCCCCAACGGUGUUUAUUACUGUGAGAACAAGGGCUUCGUUCCAGGCGUAAUCCGCAGCUCUCGCGUCAAUGAUGGUGUCUGUGAUCCCGAGUGCUGCGACGGCUCUGACGAGACAGAUGGCAAGGUGGUAUGCCCCAAUGUGUGCACCGCGAAAGCGACCGAAGCGGAUAGAAAGCGCAAAGCGCAGCUGAAAAUACACAGUAACGGCGCUCGUAUCCGCGCCAGCUACAUUGAAACGGCCAAGAAAGAGCAGGCAGUGCACAAAAAGAAGUUGGAUGAACUACUUCGUGACAUGGCUUUAGCUCAGAAACGGGCUGAUGAUUUGAAACGGGCACUAGAGAAGGAGGAACUGAGCGACCAGGAGGUGCGGGAAAUGCAGAUGCAGAGCCGUACGUAUAUUCCGCUAAUCCCAGCGCUCUACAAGCAGAUUGAGCAACGGCACGAAAUGAUUCGCACUCUCUCGCGUGCCUUGGACAAUGCUGUGGAUGAGCUCCGUGCCGUGGCCCGCAUCGCCGAAGGCGCAGAGACCAAAGAAUCCAAGGACGCUUUGGAACUGUGGCUGGGCGAGACGGAAGAGGGAGAACAAAUCACACUCGAUGCCAAGCUGGACGAUAUCCGUGACUGGGCUCCUUCCUCGUCGGACAUUGAAAACAUGGCCAAUAUGAACAUUCUCGAGAUGCUCGAUGGAGAGCCAAGCGGUGCGGUGUCUGAAGAGACAAGGCCUGGUCUGCGGCACAUUCCUUCUUACCUACCUGAGAAUCUGGUGCCUAUGUAUGAACAGCUGAUCUCAUGGGUCCUCCAUACCUUAGUACACCUCGAUGUUUUGUCGCCUGUACAAGUGCAUGGAAGGGCAUCCAAGGUUUUGGAUACGGCGCGUGCUGCUUAUGACGAAAGUGUUUCCGAAGUUGAAAAGAUUAACAACGAGGUCGUGACUCAUAAAAAUUCACUCAAGGAUGAUCCCGAGAGGUAUGGACGGGACAGUGAGUUCAGGGCGCUAGAGGGUACAUGUAUGACCAAGGACACGGGUGCCUAUACCUACGAACUUUGCUUUGGCGGCAAGUCGACACAGAUCUCCAACAAUGAUGGAUACCGCUUUGAUCUGGGUCGCUUCUCACGCUUUGAUGUGAACGCCGAGUUUGACAUGACGGACGAUCGGCACUAUCUGUCGAUGCAGUACGAGCACGGUCAAGGGUGCUGGAAUGGCCCUGCACGCUCUACACGCGUGACACUGGAGUGCGGUGAGACCAACGAAUUGGUCAGGGUCUUGGAAGCUGAGAAGUGCACGUAUACUAUGCACGCCAAAACACCCGCGGUCUGUUUCCCUUUCAGGACAGAGACUGAUCUGGCGGACGAGGCGCGCAUUGACCACGAAGAGCUCUAA
This is a messenger RNA of Malassezia sympodialis ATCC 42132, 1449 nucleotides long. RefSeq lists its product as uncharacterized. Bases 1 to 1449 code for a protein of 482 amino acids. Gene Ontology annotation, biological process: N-glycan processing. Gene Ontology annotation, molecular function: protein binding. The record is from RefSeq and is a predicted model, not a curated record. The transcript is spliced from 2 exons. Gene Ontology annotation, cellular component: glucosidase II complex. Lineage: Eukaryota; Fungi; Basidiomycota; Malasseziomycetes; Malasseziales; Malasseziaceae.